Molecule: messenger RNA, 945 nt
Organism: Penicillium antarcticum
Lineage: Eukaryota; Fungi; Ascomycota; Eurotiomycetes; Eurotiales; Aspergillaceae
Exons: 1
Coding region: 1-945 (314 amino acids)
Source: RefSeq, a predicted model, not a curated record
AUGUCGUUUUCAAUUGGACUUUCCGGACAAUUUCUCACCGCACUAAGACCUACCCGAACCUAUCAAGAGGAUGAUAAGGCAGACGAAGCCGAGCUCGAGAAGAGAGGAGACAUAAAUGUCCUUCAAAGACUCCGCCAUCAGAAACUCUCCAAUAACGGGAAAACCUGUCAAGUUUCAAUUAACGGCCUCCUUACUACAGAAUUCGCUCUCCGAAGAAUUGUCCAGAAGGAGAUAUCUCUCCACCAAAUACUUGAUCACCAAUCAACCCAUUUCCCGCAACAAGAACUCCAAGACGUUUGCCUGAAAGAAGAAUUGGCCAUAUUGCAGAGGAAAUUCUGGUUUCUGGAGCGAGAAUGGUGGAAUUAUCGCUGCGCAUUCCAUGAAGGGCCUCUGUCAAGAGCCUUCGUGCUAUGGCGCUCACACCCGCACUGGUAUAUGCACCGUGCUCUUCGUGAUCAGUGUGCUAGACAAGGGGGAUGUUGUGGCCGCGACUGCGGAUGCUGUGCCAAUCAAAAUACCAGUCCAGAAAAACUUGGCGCUGGACACUGUACUGAUGAAUGCGGAUGCUGUCUCAGAGCCCGAGGGUUUGAUUAUACCCCAGAGGAAAAGAAGGCACUUGAAAUCGGUUUGGAACAUCGACUUGAGGACCAUCACGACAUUCAUUUUCAGGAGCUUGUUCAGGUCUCGAUAUGGGGGCUACUCAACGACAAGGACCAAAACCCGUUUGAUCUGAUUGAGACACCUCGUGGGGCUGAACAAAAUGAGGACAGUGAUGAAUCGGCCACUCUAUUUGAUGAUUCGGAUUUGGAAACUUUUGUUCCAGAAAUGGGAGAUGCACUGAGCAAUGCACUUCACGCGCGUCUAUUCGUUUGUGUGACUGUUGCUUGCCUAGCUCUAUACCAGAUCAGUCAUUUGAGCAUUGCUAAUGGCGCGGUACCGGGAUGA